Messenger RNA from Fukomys damarensis (Damara mole-rat), 1198 nucleotides. RefSeq names its product NSE2 (MMS21) homolog, SMC5-SMC6 complex SUMO ligase (gene Nsmce2). Bases 201 to 944 code for a protein of 247 amino acids. Gene Ontology annotation, biological process: protein sumoylation; protein ubiquitination; double-strand break repair via homologous recombination. The transcript has 7 exons. NCBI's taxonomy places the organism in Eukaryota, Metazoa, Chordata, Mammalia, Rodentia, Bathyergidae. Gene Ontology annotation, molecular function: ubiquitin-protein transferase activity; SUMO ligase activity; zinc ion binding. Gene Ontology annotation, cellular component: Smc5-Smc6 complex; nucleus. The record is from RefSeq and is a predicted model, not a curated record.
GAGGCGGCGUUGGGGAGGUGGGGCGUCUGCGCUGACGCUGAGCUUCGCUGUCCGCCAGCUCACGCCGCGCCGCGGGAUCAGGGCAGUUCCGCCGAUUACAGAAAACCCUUCUCGCCACCCUUCAGUCCUGAGAAUGUGGGAAAGACCUCGAAUCUCUCAUAAAAACGGAUCUGGCUUCAACUGGAGGUAAUAAUUUCAAGAUGCCGGGACGUUCCAGUUCAAAUUCAGGUUCAACUGGUUUCAUAUCCUUCAGUGGUAUAGAGUCUGCUCUCUCUUCCUUAAAAACCUUCCAGUCCUGUAUUGACUCUGGAAUGGACACAGUUUCUAGUGUGGCUUUUGACCUUGUGGAGACUCAGACUGAAGUGAGUAGUGAGUAUAGUAUGGACAAGGCAAUGGCUGAAUUUGUCAUGAUGAAUCGGGAACUAAACCACUAUGUUAUGGCUGUUCAGUCUGCAAUCGGUCAUGUAAAAGAAGAACGGCCAGAAAAAAUACCUGACUUAAAAUUACUAGUGGAGGAGAAAUUUUUGGCUUUACAGAGUAAGAAUUCUGAUGCAGACUUUCAAAAUAAUGAAAAAUUUGUACAAUUUAAAGAACAGUUGAAAGAACUGAAGAAGCAACACGUUCUUCAGGCAGAGAGAGAAGCUGAUGGCCCUGGAGGGGUUGAUGAAGACAUGAUUGUGACUCAGAGUCAGACCAACUUCAUCUGCCCCAUCACACAGUUGGAAAUGAAGAAGCCAGUAAAAAACAAAGUGUGCGGCCACACCUACGAGGAGGAAGCCAUCGUCCGCAUAAUCGAGUCCAAGCACAAGCGAAAGAAGAAGGCCUGCUGCCCUAAAAUUGGCUGUAGCCACACAGAUAUGAGAAUGUCUGACCUCAUCCAGGAUGAAGCCCUGAGGAGAGCGAUUGAGAGCCAUCACAAGAAGAGACACCAUCAUUCUGAGUAGGGACCAGCCUCCUGUCCGUGGGAGUGGGUAGCCUGCCUCCCACCCAGCUUACAUCUGUCCGCCCUGAGAGCAGUGCUUAUCCAGCAGACAGCAGCUGGCUGCACUGCUACUCGGGGUAGGACCUGGUGAUUUUAAACCAGAGCCGUUUUUCAAGUUACACAAUAACAAUGCAAGCAUAUUAUAUUGUUUACUUUUGAUUGUUUUAUCAUUUUAAAUAAAAUUUUGAUUAUCUGCAACAUGUCCUGUCUGCCCAU